UAUUAUCCUCUGUAUUGACAAACAGAGCGGCCGCGGCGGAGACUCUCGGCGUGUACUGGUAGCCAAGACAUGGGAGACAAGAAGAGCCCCACCAGGCCGAAGCGGCAGCCGAAACCGUCCUCGGAUGAAGGUUACUGGGACUGUAGCGUCUGCACCUUCCGGAAUAGCGCCGAGGCCUUCAAGUGCAUGAUGUGCGAUGUGCGGAAGGGCACCUCCACCCGAUCCACAUUCUUUGAAGUUAUUGUGAAUGCCUCGAGGACCAAGGAACCGUUGAAAUUUCCAAUUUCAGGAAGGAAGCCUCGACCUGUCUCCCAGUUGGUUGCACAGCAGGUUACUCAGCAGUUUGUGCCCCCUACACAGUCAAAGAAGGAGAAAAAAGAUAAAGUAGAAAAAGAAAAAUGUGAAAAGGAAACAACUAGCAAAAAGAACAGUCAUAAGAAAAGCAGGCCAAGAUUGAAAAAUGUGGAUCGGAGUAGUGCUCAGCAUUUGGAAGUUACCGUUGGAGAUCUGACAGUCAUUAUUACAGACUUUAAGGAGAAAACAAAGUCACCGCCUGCAUCUAGUGCUGCUUCUGCAGAUCAACACAGUCAGAGUGGCUCUAGCUCUGAUAACACAGAAAGGGGAAUGUCCAGGUCAUCUUCACCCAGAGGAGAAGCCUCAUCAUUGAAUGGAGAAUCUCAUUAAAGUUUAUUUUCUCCAAUUUCUUAGUCACUUCUGUCCUACCAUGCAAAUAAAUACACAGAUUAUGCCAAGAAGUACCACAUUUUCAUGACUAACACAUUCAUGCACAAUCCAUAAUUUGAGUUUUACAUAAAAUAGAAAUUUGUUAGAAUCUGUUAGAUUUUAUUGCAAUCUAUGCCUACAAAACAUUUCCAUCCUUAACAUUUUGGUCUCUGCAGUUAAGUGCCAUGAAAAUGUGGUUGAAUUAUUCAUUAUGCAGUGUUAUUGGUAAGUCUGUUUUCACUUUUAGUUUAGUGAAUUCUAACACAUAAUUCUUGAAUUCUCUACUAUUGGCAUGUAACGACUUUAAAUUUUUUAUAACAUAGUGCAAGCUGCCUAAAUAUGUAUUUGAGAAUUGUGAAACAAAUAGUUAUAUGUAUACAAGUCAAAGAUCAACUUAAUCAACUAUUGCUGCAACAGGAUUUUCUUAAUGGUUAUCCUCUUAAAUACACCUGCUGGUACUUGGUGUGGUUAAAUAGGAAAAUUAUUACUAAAUAAAGAAUUUGUAUGAACCUUUGCCAAUGUUUUUGACACGUUUUACUAAAUUAUUGUUUCUGAAUUAUGUUUCUGGUAUUAUCCAUUUUUUGGAUUUGUUUGCUUAUUUUUCAAAACAUUCAUUUAUUGUAAUGUUUACUAGCAGAUUAGUAAACAAUAAAACAUUGAUUAUUUAGCUUUGUAUAAUUCAGGUUUAGUGCUAUUGUCAUUGAACACUGGUAUUUUCUGUAUUAUAUAAAACAUUAAAAUUCAAAUAAUUAUAAGCAUUUGGCAAAAACAGAAUAGAAAAGAAACUUGCCAUAUUUUAAAAGCUGCAAUUUUAGAAAAGCUUUAACUUAAUGAUAGUUUUAUCACUGUUUCCUUGUCCCAGACUUAUCCAGGGUCAUAGAAGUAUGAAUCUAAAUACAGAAAUGGUAAUUGUUGCACAGAAAUGAGAAAUAACUAAUCUUAAAUCAGUUUAAUUGGCUUCUUAUUAAAUAUAACAAUUCUUAUGAAAGUCAUAGUACCCUAUUUUCAGACACAACUGCCAGCUUAUGCAUUUAUCAAUAUCCUCAAAAAAAAAGUAUUUACAGCCCCACUCAAUAUUAUGUAAAAUUACCAAUAAAAUAUUUUUAUGACUACAGAUUUUGCAUUUUUGUUUACAACUAAUAAAGUGUUUUAUGUUGUACUUAAAAAUUCAACCUGGAAACCACACAGUACUUCUGAAAUUCUCCUAGGGUCUCCUGCUUUCUCUUAACCAUUUGCUUAUUAUAUAUCCACCUUUAGGAGACUUCUGAAAUGUAAAUGAACUUAUUAUAAAAAUAUAACUUGAAUACAAAAUAUCACAUAAAAGACAUCAUGAUAACAUUUGAAGAAGAAAAUAAAACUGUAGACCCUGACAGUUGUGAUAUUUGGUGGUUUCACGUGGUAAUGUAAUUUUCUGUUUAAUUCAAGUACUUUUUACAGGCACAAUGGUACUGUCUUUUUUGUAAGAUGCUAGUUGUGAAAUAGUUAAUUGCAUACAGUAAAAGUCUGUGAUUAAAACAUUUAUAUACCUCA
Molecule: messenger RNA, 2253 nt
Organism: Propithecus coquereli (Coquerel's sifaka)
Lineage: Eukaryota; Metazoa; Chordata; Mammalia; Primates; Indriidae
Gene: YAF2
Product: YY1 associated factor 2
Exons: 5
Coding region: 70-684 (204 amino acids)
Biological process (GO): positive regulation of DNA-templated transcription
Cellular component (GO): nucleus
Molecular function (GO): transcription coregulator activity; DNA binding
Source: RefSeq, a predicted model, not a curated record